UCAGCCACCAUGAAAGGGUUAGGAGCCAACCGCAGUCGUCACAUGUCUGACUCAUGUGAACCAGCGGGAUGCCAACAGAAGCCGCUCUGUCCUAUGACCUCUGACCCUCACAGCUCCUUUCUGUUGAGCCCCACCAUAAACCACUAUGGCACCCUGGACCCCCAUCUCCACCAGUGCUCUACCACCAGCCCCACCGCCCUGACCCCGGACUGCCUGCUGCCUUUCAGCCAGAUGUCCAACAGCAGCACCUUCCCUCGUCUGCACUUCACCUCCCAGAUGGAGCAGGUUGACUGCUCCCAGGCCUGCAUGGCUGGUGGGGGCGGAGUCGGGCAGGGCAUCAGAGCAGGUGGACUGUCCAACUCCUUGUCUAUGGGCAUGGGCUUAGGUCUGGGCCUAAGUGGCGCUCCAAUGAUCACCAGUGGAUCGGCCACUAUCUCUUCUGCAGCAGCAGCCAAGAUGAAUCGGUUACCCUCGAACCUUUUGGAUCAGCUAGAGAGGCACCUGCCCCUGCAGCGCGACGGCUUCAGCACGCUGCAGUUUCAUAGGGGACGUAUGUCGAAGCAGCGCAGUGAGAGUCCAGGACGCAUACGCCACCUCAUGCACUCUGUGCAGAAGCUAUUUGCCAAGUCCCAGUCCCUGGAAAACUCUGCAAUCAAAGGAGGCAUGAACGGGCGAUCUGCUGGAGGAACGACCGGCAGCACAGGUGCUGGUGAGGAUGGUGGAAGACCAACGCGCAGGAGCAAGAGUAAAGACAGGGCUAAAACUGAGGGGCCAAAGCAGAGGCCGAGGCCCAACGCACUAGGCCUCUGGAGCUCAGACGAUGCCCUGGACACUGACACAACCAAAGCUGGCACUAUCGCUGUAGGUUACCGCAACCCUCUGACCAUGAUGUCUCUUGGUAGAGCGGUGUCAGACAGCCAGGCCGCUCCCAGAUACAUCCCACAGGGCUACAACACCAUUUCUGCACAUACUCUCAAGACCUCGAAAAGCAGCAGUGACCUCAAGUUUUUGGCAUGCCAGGCGACACAGGUAGUAUCCAAGGAAGAGGAGGGAAGAUUCAGGGGAAGCAAGGAUGAUAUACUGGUGAAGAGGGGCUCCUGGUCCACUCUCACCCUCAGCCAGGCCAGGCAAGUGUUGCAGAAGGGCUCUGCUACAGUAAACAAGACCCUGCUUAAAUCAAAGUCAUGCCACCAAGACAUGGCACAGCAGUUUCUUCAGGUAGGAGGGACAGUCCCACUGGGGGACUGGGCAGGAACUCUGGGUCGAGGCCGGGCCAGAGGAACUGAGAUCCCCUGUCGAAGGAUGCGCAGCGGCAGCUACGUUAAAGCUAUGGGAGACCUAGAGGACAGCGAGGACUCGGAGGGAAGCCCCAAACCUUCCCCCAAAGCCACCGCCCGACGCCAGAGCUACCUGAGGGCCACCCAGCACUCCCUGAGUGAGCAGCAGCCAGCUCCACCUCAACGCAACUCCCUUCCAUCCUUGAGAGAGCUGCCGACCAAUCGGAGCCUCGACAACUUAGACUGCCUGGUGAGCCCGCUGGAGGCCCCUCCGCGUUACAGGGACAGUGAUUUCAGCCAUUGUUCUGGCACACUGGGCAGAGGCUCGGGCACUCAGCGUGUGAGUCUGCACACGUUCUUUCAGGUAUACGGGCAGGGCUGUGGGCACUCACUACCGUACUGUGAGGGGGAAUCAAAGGCAGUGGAGGCUCUGGAUCUACCUGCGCCCACGUGCUUCCGGUCGCGUAGCCACAGCUACCUACGUGCCAUCCAGGCGGGCUGCUCCCAGGACGAAGACACGGCCUCUGUGGACUCGGACUCACCGCCACCCACCACUACAGGCUACAGUUACAGCUCCAACACAAUCAGCAAUAGGAAGGCUCCUCCUCCGGUCCCUCCCCGCACCACAUCCAAGCCACUCAUCUCAGUGACGGUGCAGAGCAGCACCGAGUCGGCCCAAGACGUUUACAUCGACCAGCAGGAACGAGGCAGCGAGGCCAACAGCCAGUCAGGACGCAGCAACUCCUCCGACAGUCUCUGUAGCAUCCGCACGGGCAGUCUGGCCAAGGGGACUCGACCUCUACCAGUCCCCGUCCCUGCUGCCUUGACCUCUGGACCCGCUGCAGGCUCUGUUCAUCCUGUUCCAGCCCCCCGUGACCUCCCUCCCACCACCAGCACCACUGUCGCCACCAGCACCACUUCCACAUCUACCCAGUCCCAAAAUGACACCCUGAGCAUCGGUUUCACCCUAGAGCCGGCCCCGACUGCAACCAAGAGGAAACUGUCCUCCAUCGGAAUUCAGGUGGAUUGCAUUCUGCCAGUCUUGAGAGAGGAACCACUAGCCCUGACUGCACCCCUCAAGUUUCAGUCUAUUGGAGUUCAAGUGGAGAACGGCAGGCCACUCAGCCGGGACAGCAGCAUGGCCUCCAGACAAAACACAGAGACCGAGCCACAGGAGCCCCAGGAUGCCACACCCACAGAAAACAACACAGCCAACUGCACCAACAGUCUAACAGUGAAUGCCACCGCGCCCAACGGACAGGACAAAGCCAUGGAACAGCAGCCCCUUAAACACACCUCAGCCCAAGCCAGGAUAUCCAGCCCGCCUCCGGUGACUCUGGACCCGGCUUUAGACCCGUCCUCGCUGCCGCCGCCAGACCCCAGCCUGGAGUCUGGAAACUGCAGCACCCAAGGCGACGCCGUUCAGCCCGGCACGCCAGCCUGCCUCCGAGAUGGUAACUGGUUUAUGAAGCUGCUGCAGGCGGAAACGGGGCGCAUGGAGGGCUGGUGUAAACAGAUGGAGCAGGAGACCAAAGACAACAAGCUGUCAGAGGAGGUGUUGGGAACGAUCCGCAGUGCAGUCGGCAGUGCUCAGCUCCUCAUGACAAAGAAGUUUGAGCAGUUCAGAGGGCUCUGUAAUGAGAACUUGGACGUAAAUGCCAACCCACGACCUACAGCGCAGGACCUUGCAGGGUUCUGGGAUCUGCUACAACUCUCAAUAGAAGACAUCAGCAUGAAAUUUGAUGAGCUCUACCAACUGAAAGCCAACAACUGGCAACUUCCUGAGAAAUCAGAGAAGAAGGAUGAAAACAAGCAGCUUCCAUCAUCUGUGCCAAAGAAGCCGACUAAGCCCAAGCUGUCGGCGGGGAAGGACCGGAGCGUGGACUCGGCUGUGGACAAACAGCGGCAAGAAGCCAGGAAACGCUUGAUGGCGGCGAAGCGCGCGGCGUCGGUGCGGCAGAACUCCGCCACGGAAAGCGCCGACAGCAUCGAAAUCUACGUCCCCGAGGCCCAAACCCGCCUCUGAUGAGAGAUGAACCAGCCACAGAUCAUCGCGAGAAAAACAAAAAAAAAAAAAAUCCGGACUCCCCUCAGACAUUCAUUGACACAAAAACACAGAUCUGAGACGAACACGCAGAUGUACAACAGGAUGUACGGAGGCCGAUCCCUCACAGCUGGUGACAGGAGACAUGUGGGGGUCACAGGGCACGGAAACAAUCCAGAAUAAUGCAGAUCGUCACAGCUGCCGUGGGACAGAAAAACAUCCUUGACAUUUGUUUAAUACUAUUGUUAUUAUUGUUAUUAUUGACAUUAUAAUAAUUAUUAUCUCCUAAAGUAUAUCAGGACUGUCUUAAAUGUGCAAGUAUCUUGGAUAAGGACAUCCUGUACCUUGUGAGCUGAAGAAUCUCGGUAUCCCACAAGUUUUACUCUCUUAAAAACUCCCCCUCACUGCUGAGUCUAACCGGCAAAGUUGUGGCUGCCCGGUUUAACGAGCUGAGCUACCAUCCACACACACACACACACACACACACACUCAGGACACACAUGCAGGUGCACUCGCUGUCCACAGAGUCUUCCUGUUCUCUAUUUGUAUUAGGCUGCCACUCGUCGGGGGUGUGGUGUGUACACUUUUACCGUGUGCAAAACUCUUAAAAGAUUGGCGAUGAUGUACUCGGAGGUUUAAAAUGCAGAGAACCAGAGGAAGGCAGUAGCAUAUAUAUUAUAAAUAUCACACUAUUGCGAUGUUCAUUUUGUAAAUGUUGUAUACCAGAUUAUUUGUUAGAAAGAGGUCAGUGUUCAGUACCAAGGUAGUUUUUUUUAUAGAUCGAGUCCAUGUACUGUCAUGAUAUAUUAGCACUUGAUGCAAUCAUUCACUCCACCUCUUUCUCUUCCUCUCCUGUUCACAAACGCACACUACACAGUCUGUGUCUGUGAAUACCCAUCGUUAAAGUCUUACAGUUGUUUUUUUGGGGUUUUCUUUUUUUUUUUUGUGAAGGGGGGGGAUGUGAGGAUUGACUGCCCUGCCAGUGAGCUACAGAGGAAUGUAUGAAAUUGUAUGCAUUUACAGCUCAUGUCGACUUGAUCACUGCACUUUCCAUUCACCUCAGAUCAAGUUCGCUCACCUUCGUUUGCCUGAUCAUCCCGCCCUUCACUGCAUCCUCGUGCGAUGUAGGGGACCAAGACAUUCACCACUUGAAAUGGCAUUCCCAUUCAACCAGACUGCGUGUGAUUAAGGGCGGGGGGGUUUACUUGCCACUGGAAAGGAAAACGGAAUAGCAUAGCAAUAAUAAAAGUCGUAUUAGAGCGAGCAGAGCAGUAGGUACCCAGUCUUAAAUUAUUUAAUUCAACAUUUCCAAUAAGUCUUUCUUAGCAUGUUGAAGGAUGAAUGUUUGUUUCUUUUAUGGACUGACUGCCCUUGAAAUUAUUUAAAAUCUCAGGUUGAACAUGAACUCAACAGUAAUAAAACCACUACGGAUGGAUUAUUUAUUAUAUAACCACAAAUUAACUGGCCCGAAUGUUUCAGAGCCAUUGACAAAUAUUUUAAAUCCAGACCUACUCGGUGCUCUUCAGUAAGGAAAAUCAUGUUUUGGUGCAGCGAAGUCCGUUCUUAAUACGACCGCUCAGAUCGGCCGGUCUCCUUCGCUGACCUUUUUCUAGCAGCUUGAACUCCCACCCCCUGUUUGUUGAGAAUGAACUGUGGUACAUUUGUUUUUAUUUAAAUUUGAAUGUCAUUCGACACGUUUUGUGACCUUCGCCCGAAGGCGAGGUCGACCUAAACAUGUCUCGAUUUCUGUAAUUUGUAAUUUUUAAUAAGUAAUGGUGCUGCGAACGGCAAUGAUCAUCGACAUUUCAGUGUCAUUUGAUAAAGCUUUUAUUUAAAUUGUUUGUUUUUAAAAAAAAAAUUGAAUCUGCUUAUGAAUUCAGUCUGUGUGUGCAUUCUCAGCCAAGUUUGUUUAAUGUUUGCAUCAGCUGACUCCACAUACGCUAUGCCUUGUCUCCGUCUCACCUCAUGACCUUUUGAGUAUAGGACUGGAAUAUAUUCCAUGUUUCAGUUUUCUCAAAUGGAAACAAGUGCCAAAGGGUUCAUGAGUGGAACUGGGCAUUGCAUACACUCAUGCACAAGUGUAGGUUGUGACUCACUAGUAGUUGUUUUAAUUUUUUAAUUUUUUUUUUUAUUUAAGAGCUGGCUCUCCCCCUACUGGUCAGUCCUUGCGUGACACUCCAGACAUCUUGUUCUGCUCCAUUUUGAAUCUUUUAGUUAACAUCACACAAGAAAUGACGUUGAACUGGGAAUGCUGACACAACAAGUUGUUGAUUUUUCUUAUUCUCUUGUUUGUAUAACAUCAACAAUGGACAUGUGCAUUUCAUUGUCCAAAGAAACCAUUAAACAUCC
This is a messenger RNA of Anoplopoma fimbria (sablefish), 5670 nucleotides long. RefSeq names its product discs, large (Drosophila) homolog-associated protein 4a (gene dlgap4a). The record is from RefSeq and is a predicted model, not a curated record. NCBI's taxonomy places the organism in Eukaryota, Metazoa, Chordata, Actinopteri, Perciformes, Anoplopomatidae. Gene Ontology annotation, cellular component: postsynaptic specialization; glutamatergic synapse. Gene Ontology annotation, molecular function: molecular adaptor activity. Bases 10 to 3303 code for a protein of 1097 amino acids. Gene Ontology annotation, biological process: signaling. The transcript is spliced from 10 exons.